AUGGCAGCACCCCCACUGGCAACUGAUCUUUUCCGCACUCGCAAUGGGAGGAUGAAAGCGUGUGAGCCCUGUAGAAGGCGGAAGACGGCAUGUGAUCACACCUUACCGAUAUGUACCCAGUGCAUACAGCGAAACGCGCCGCAAUACUGCGUGUACAUGCUUCCUCGAACUUCUGCCUUUCAAAGCAACAACCCGACCCUGGCAUCCACGGACAUGCCAGACGCGUUUGCCAACAGCGUACAGGCCGGCGUAAGCUCCAAUGGUCCAUCCGUCACAUCCACCACCGCGGGGUCUGCCUUACAGACUGUUGGCCAGUUUUUUGGGUCUACAAGUUUUCUUGCUGCGUUUGACGAAAAACUCUACUCGCCUGUCUUGACCCAACCACGGGAAAUGCCCAUGUCAAUCUCCUCGUCUGAUUUUGAGAUCGACCCUAGCUUCAGCAUCGACCCUGAUCUACUCCCGCUCGCUACCAAGAUCUUGGCGCAAUUCCCUGAUGACCGAACGUGUCAAAUACUGUUUGAACGAUACAAUAAUCUAAAUGACGAAAUCAUCAGACCCUCCAUAGCCCGUGUCAUGAAGUCGUUCUGGCUUCACUUCGGCGAAGAGCUGAGGCAGGGAAAAGUAAGCAGCAUUCGCAAGAUCGCCACGCUGAUUUCUUACAACACCAGUCAUCCCAUGGAAGAUGACGAGGAUGGUUUAGAGAGAUGGAUGAAGUCUUCAUCAUUGCAAACAAUACGAUGGGAGAGCAUUGGAAUCAUCCUUUCACACCUAAGUUACGGAAUCAUCAGCUCCGGCGGGGAAGACUUGUUCCUGGUUGAACAGGAAGGAUCGGAAAAGGAUCGAGAAAGAAUUCUGAAGCAAAUGCGUGAGUGUGUCGGUAACUGUAUCAAAUUGUGUCGGGCAUACGCUGGGAACACGCUCCUUGCGUACUUGAUUUACAAGCACUUGAUACUAGAAGGUAUUGUGAAUGGAGACACAAGUCCAACAGUAUGGAUGUUGCAUGGAGAACUCAUUAGCACUGUAACAACAAUGGGCAUGCAUAUUGAGAGUAAAAGGUCCCAAGCCCGGACCGACCUCUCGAUCGAAAUGAGACGGAGGGUAUUCUCGUCUAUCUUCAUCAUGGACAAGAUUUUAGCCACAUUUACUGGGCGGCCCCCAUUGUUGAGUCACCGAUUCACCUCCACGCUACUCCCUCUCGACAUCAGUGAUGAAGCCCUACUUGCUGGUGAUGACAGCAUUGCCGCGUCUGUAGCGAGUUUGGACGACGGUUGGAGCACGAAUGGCAUGUUCCAUCCUAGUGGAAUGCUACGGGCCCGGAGAUCAUUGGCGACUAUUCGUUCGGAGAUUCUUGACGAGGCAUUAGGACAGUCAUCGCUUUAUAAGACUAACCGAGAUUUGCUAGAACUACGACAGCGUUCUAAACAGCUAUACUCUACUCUUCCUUCUGUGUUUGUUCAUCGACUGGAAGACUACACCAUGCCUGAGAAGCCCAUGUCGGAAAACUUUGCCCGGUUCAACCUUCGACUGGAGUAUUUGUACAGUAUGUUUUUACUCGAAAAGCUUAUCAGUAAGCAUCAGCAGUCCUCCGGUCAGGAGGUCUUCGAUAUCUGCCGAGAGAUUCUCUCGCUCGUUCUUUUAUUUGGGAAUCAAAAGGAACGUUUCAUCGAGGUCAGCACAGGUGUCAGCUGGAUGAUUCUCAACUUUGCCAUUCCCGCAAGUGGCACACUUUGCACCGAACUUUUGAGGCAGACUCGAUCAACUUCAACUUCUCAGGGGCCAGGGCAUUAUGCGUGGAUUCCUCGUUCCGAAACAAUCCACAAUCUAAGCAUGCUCGUCACCUUUCUCGACUGGAUUCCAUCAUCGGCACCAAACGCUACCGUGUGCCAGAGAUUGCGACAAAACAUCAGUGACGUUUUAGAUCAGCUUGAAGCUUGUCUUCCUGCUGAAAGAGAAAGAGAGAUCAUGCUGCCCGACCAAAGUAUCACGCCUUUAGAUAUGUACGACUUUGAAGCUUGGGCCGAUUUCACCAACCUGGAUUACUUGGGUGAUCUUAACUCGGUAGACUUAUUCAAUUGGAUUACUUAG
This is a messenger RNA of Capronia epimyces CBS 606.96, 2085 nucleotides long. RefSeq lists its product as uncharacterized. NCBI's taxonomy places the organism in Eukaryota, Fungi, Ascomycota, Eurotiomycetes, Chaetothyriales, Herpotrichiellaceae. Gene Ontology annotation, cellular component: nucleus. The record is from RefSeq and is a predicted model, not a curated record. The transcript has 4 exons. Gene Ontology annotation, biological process: DNA-templated transcription; regulation of DNA-templated transcription. Gene Ontology annotation, molecular function: DNA-binding transcription factor activity, RNA polymerase II-specific; zinc ion binding; DNA binding. The coding region runs from base 1 to 2085 and encodes 694 amino acids.